AUGUCCCAGCGCAUCCAGACCCAAGGCAAAUUCCUCGUGCUCAAAUACGACGGUCACAGCGUUCUCAUCUCCAAACCGGAGUCAUACGAGAAACUCGUUGAGCUCGCCAAAGACGUUUUUCUCAGCACAGAUUAUUACAGAAAUAAGACCACUUUCCAUUUCUCUACGACAGAAGUUGACUGCUGCUCUGGUGAAUACGUGGUGGUCCGACCCUGCGCGUGGGAUGCUAUUUCCCCUUUACUUCGCGUGCUACACGUCACCAACGAGAUGCCAAAGGCGAAGAAUUGA
Coniophora puteana RWD-64-598 SS2 is the source of this 288-nucleotide messenger RNA. RefSeq lists its product as uncharacterized. Lineage: Eukaryota; Fungi; Basidiomycota; Agaricomycetes; Boletales; Coniophoraceae. The record is from RefSeq and is a predicted model, not a curated record. Bases 1 to 288 code for a protein of 95 amino acids. The transcript has 2 exons.